UAUGAUGCUGCUUAUAGUUCCUCGUUGACGGCCCUCCGUGAUAACUCCGCUUAAAUCAUUAAAGGGGUUAGGGGUUGUACAUCCGCAAUGAGCGCGUUUAUAGAUUGACUUGUAAGUUAAUCGACGAAUAAAUUCUCCUGGUUUUAUCUUGCUCGCUAAUUCUUCAUUUUCCCCCGCUGGUGUAUAUGUCGCGCCGGUGAAGCCAAGUCUUUAUUGAAGUCUAUUACAAACUCAAAUCGCCGAGACGCGUGUUCUUAAUCUAGAGCACAUAACCCAUAAAUUAUAUCUAGAGCGUGGCUCUCUGGGACUGUAUGGCUUCGGAUUCGCCAUCGCUAGCCACUUUUACUCUCUUUCCCUUACUACCACCCGAGCUGCGCAUGAAAAUUUGGCGGGAGGCGUUUCAACCCCGCGUGGUAGAGAUACAUCCGCAGAGGGACGCGGACGACAGCUAUGCGCAACCAAAAUGGGUAUCGAACAGCGAUAACCCCGCCGUCACGUCCGUAUGCUUCGAAUCUCGUGCCUUAGCGCUCGAGCACUUCACGGUUCUCUUACCCGUGUACAAGCCGCAGCUCGGGAUUCCUGUGCCUCGGUGUCUGUACUUCUCGCCCGCUUCCGAUAUGCUCGCUAUCAUAGGCCAGGUCCGCUUCCCGUGGCUAUCGGAGAUCUUCCAGACCGUUCGGCAGCUAGACCGGACCAACCGCGGGCUGCGGCGCGUGGGGAUGAGCUUGAGCUGCUGGCCGUACAACUACAAGUUCACGGCCUUGAAGAUUUGGGAGAGACCUUUGUUUGUCGGGCUGGAUGACCUGGUGCUUAUCAUGUACAACGACCAGAGGCCGCCUGAUACUUUCCGGCGCGGCGAGGCUGGGCUAGAGCCGGUUCAAAAUACGGAUUCGCUUGCUAGCAUCCUCAGGGCCAAUCUACGGGCCAUUUCCAAUGUCGGCAAUUUCUGCAUUAUGAAUCUGACAUUUCACUCUAGCUGAGCUCUGCAUCGCGAUAUCGAUUGGGUUCCUCCGAGACUCCUUGUUUGGAUG
Daldinia caldariorum is the source of this 1031-nucleotide messenger RNA. RefSeq lists its product as uncharacterized. The coding region runs from base 312 to 980 and encodes 222 amino acids. NCBI's taxonomy places the organism in Eukaryota, Fungi, Ascomycota, Sordariomycetes, Xylariales, Hypoxylaceae. The record is from RefSeq and is a predicted model, not a curated record. The transcript is spliced from 3 exons.